UGAUCCUCUAAUUAUGCACACAACCUUUUCCAAAGCCAACAACAAAAGAACAUAAACUUUUUUCAUCAAAGACGAAGCUUCACCAAAAAUGGAGCUGGAUCUUGAUCUCACUCUUUCACCUCAUACUAAUUCUUCAAAUUUUGGGUUUGGCUUCGACCUCAACAAGCAUUUGGAUACCAAAGAAAAACGUUUUGAGACGAUGCUUGGGUUGGAGAAUACGGAAGAAGAUUUUUAUGUGCCAAAACCAUGUUCGUUUUCUUUGAAUGGCCAGCCAGACGAGAAAGAUGAAGAUCCUUUGGAAUCAGACUCUUCUAUUGCUUACGAUGAGGAGGAAAAUUGCAAAGUCGUGGGAUGGCCACCAAUAAAGUCCUCUAUGAAAAAGUAUCUUAAUUAUCGUCAUCAUAGUCGUAAUCACCCAUAUCACCAUCAUGGUAGGAGGAUCAACAUAUCUAAUCCAGCGGCUACCAUUGAAAGAGUUAGACCAUCAAAAUCAUCAAUGUAUGUUAAGGUGAAGAUGGAUGGUGUGGCAAUAACAAGAAAGGUGGACAUUAAGCUUUUCGACUCUUACGAGUCUCUAACGAACUCCUUGAUUACCAUGUUUAGUCAAUACCAAGAUUGUGAUAGAGAAGAUACAAACUUCAAAUUCACCUUCCAAGGGAAAGAGGGUGACUGGCUAUUACAAGGGGAUGCUCCAUGGAAGAUCUUUGCUGAAUCGGUUCAUCGAAUAUCAAUAACUAGAGAUUGUCCGUGUCCAUAUACAAGACUUUUGUUUUAAAUAUAAAAAAUUCAAAUCGAAUACUAUUUCAGUAUUUUGUAACCAAAAUGUCUAUCUGAUCAAAAUUUCUGCUCGAAUUCUCGUUCUGUAUUCUCCUAUAGUAUCCAGUUCAUUGGUUUAGGUA
Messenger RNA from Brassica oleracea var. oleracea, 899 nucleotides. RefSeq names its product auxin-responsive protein IAA29. Gene Ontology annotation, cellular component: nucleus. The transcript is spliced from 4 exons. The coding region runs from base 89 to 775 and encodes 228 amino acids. Gene Ontology annotation, biological process: regulation of DNA-templated transcription. NCBI's taxonomy places the organism in Eukaryota, Viridiplantae, Streptophyta, Magnoliopsida, Brassicales, Brassicaceae. The record is from RefSeq and is a predicted model, not a curated record. Gene Ontology annotation, molecular function: protein binding.